AUAAGGUGCCCUGAAAACUUUAUGUCAAUUCCCAAAUUGACUAACCCCCCAUAUCUCUCUCUCUCUCUAAUGGAGCAAAACUCACAACCCAAAUGGGAAUGGAAGGUUUCAACAAACCUAAAACAUGCAAGUGCAGAUCAAAUAUGGCUUCUUUUCAAGGACUUCUUCAAUCUCCACAAAUGGUUUCCAAGCCUACCCACUUGCUGUGGCAUCCAUGGUACCAACGGUGAGGUCGGUUGCAUCCGAUACUGUUCCGGGGGGCGACUCGCCUCACAGGGCGGUGACAGCCCUGUUAGUUGGUCCACUGAGAGACUGACAGCUGUUGAUCCAGUAGAGAGGAUGAUUAGUUAUGAGAUCGUUGACUGCAACGUUGGUUUCAAGUCCUAUGUUUCGACAGUCAAGAUCGUUCCGGGAGGCGGUGGUGAUGGGAAAGAUGAAGGGUGUGUGAUCGAGUGGUCUGUCACCGUUGAUCCGGUUGAAGGGUGGAGAUUGGAAGACUUGGUGAAGAGGUACCAACUUGCGUUGGAGAGCAUGGCUGAGAAAAUGGAGGAUGAUCUAACUAGGAAGCUCGGAUGACAUGUCAUCAUGUAUUUCAUUAUAAAUAAUGUUUUGUAACUUGUUAUUUCUUGAACAGAACCUUCUAUGUAUAUAUAUAUAAAUAAUAUUUUAAAGUUAGGUUUUUUUU
Messenger RNA from Camellia sinensis, 685 nucleotides. Its product is annotated as Polyketide cyclase/dehydrase and lipid transport superfamily protein. NCBI's taxonomy places the organism in Eukaryota, Viridiplantae, Streptophyta, Magnoliopsida, Ericales, Theaceae. The record is from RefSeq and is a predicted model, not a curated record.